CCGCUAUAUUUUUUUUGAUAAACAAUAGAUUGACAUAAUUUGACAGUGACGGUAACAUCAUCAUGCUAAUUGAAAGGUGUAACAAAAUUUUAAGAACCUGAAUAAUACUAAUAUAGUAAUAAAUGGCUGUCAAUAAUCAAGUGGUGCGCGCAGAUUUUGAUCGGAAUAAAUGCCAUGUUGUGUUCAUGCACAAUAAAUUGCGAAGGCGAAAAGAUGAUCGAUACAUUGUCGAUCUUGCAAACGGGCUUAAAGAUCACGGCCAUAAAGUAACGAUUUUAACUACGGAGGUUGAUAGAAAUAAUUGUUUUCCAGAACUAUUGCCAAAUAAAGGUGACAUCGAUGUGAAAUUUUCAGCAAGUUACAUCCCAAGAAAUUGGUAUUGCUUGAAAGCCAUCAUCAUGGCCAUUAGAUUAUGCAUAUUCCCUCCGAAACCCACCCCGAAAGUAAUCGUGUGUGAUACAAACGCAAUCGCUUUAUUUAUUUUAUCGAAACUAUCUAGUUACAAAACGAUUUUAUUGGCUCACUUCUCCGCUAUACAAUCAUUGGACUUAUUUUCCAAUUAUUUGAAGGUAACGCCAGAUUUAUUAACUGUGAUGAGUAUAACGCAUGCCAAUGAAAUAGUGGUACAAAGUGAAUGUUUGGGCGAUAUAUUUCGAAGAUCCUUUCCAAAUUAUAAUCGCGACCUCACAUUUAUUAGCCCUUGCGUAGAUACGGGUUCUUGGAAAGACGAUUGCAUAGAUAUACAUCGAGUAAUUCCAGAUCUUCCAUCGAACGUACACAUUUUCGUUGUCUUUGGCCAAUACAAAAAAAGAUCAAAUUUCAAGUUAAUUAUGGAUACAUUAGAAGUAUUUUGGAUCAUAGCUGAUGAUAACUUAAAAGAAAAAAUUCACGUUGUAAUCGGUGGCAAUUGCAACGAAAAACGACCAGAAGAACUCAUUUAUUACGACGAACUACUAGACGCUAUAAAAGAUAAAAAAUACGGAUCACAAAUUUCAAUAUUAAAACAACUUUCGAUACAACAAAAAAAGACGUUAUUAAAAAAAUGUACGGCUGUGUUGAUACCAACUAAACAUGACCCAUUUCCGGAUACAAUUCUUCAAGCUUUACAUAUGGGGAAAACUAUCAUUGCUACUAACUCAGGGUACGCGAAGUACGCAAUUACACACCGAAUUUCCGGAAUACUCGUUGAUGCUGAUCCACAAAAAUUUGCCGCAGCGAUGAUUAAACUUUGCACUAAUCCCAUGGUGCAUACCUUUAUUUGCGAAAUGGCAGCCGAUGUAUUUCGAAGUCGAUUCUCUUAUCAUUGUAUGGCGAGAAAAAUUAAUAGUGUCGUUGAAAAACAAAUAUCUGAGAGAAAAAAUGUUGUCUUAUAACAAACGAUGUUUGUCCAAAAAUUGUAAAAUUGCAAGAAUAAAUUUAUAAAUGCCUA
This is a messenger RNA of Onthophagus taurus, 1429 nucleotides long. RefSeq names its product alpha-1,3/1,6-mannosyltransferase ALG2-like. The record is from RefSeq and is a predicted model, not a curated record. Lineage: Eukaryota; Metazoa; Arthropoda; Insecta; Coleoptera; Scarabaeidae. Gene Ontology annotation, biological process: dolichol-linked oligosaccharide biosynthetic process. Gene Ontology annotation, cellular component: endomembrane system. Gene Ontology annotation, molecular function: GDP-Man:Man(1)GlcNAc(2)-PP-Dol alpha-1,3-mannosyltransferase activity.